This is a messenger RNA of Neurospora crassa OR74A, 873 nucleotides long. RefSeq names its product fungal cellulose binding domain-containing protein. The coding region runs from base 1 to 873 and encodes 290 amino acids. The record is from RefSeq and is a predicted model, not a curated record. Gene Ontology annotation, molecular function: feruloyl esterase activity. The transcript has a single exon. Lineage: Eukaryota; Fungi; Ascomycota; Sordariomycetes; Sordariales; Sordariaceae.
AUGGCAGGCCUUCACUCCCGCCUCACCACUUUUCUCCUUCUCCUCCUCUCUGCCCUCCCCGCCAUCGCCGCCGCCGCCCCCUCCUCCGGCUGCGGUAAAGGUCCCACCCUCCGCAACGGCCAAACCGUCACCACCAACAUCAACGGCAAAUCGCGUCGCUACACCGUCCGGCUUCCGGACAACUACAACCAAAACAACCCCUACCGCCUCAUCUUCCUCUGGCACCCCCUCGGCAGCUCCAUGCAAAAGAUCAUUCAGGGCGAAGACCCCAACCGCGGCGGCGUCCUGCCUUACUACGGCCUGCCGCCCCUCGACACGAGCAAGAGUGCCAUCUACGUGGUUCCGGACGGGUUGAACGCGGGCUGGGCGAACCAGAACGGGGAGGACGUCUCCUUUUUCGACAACAUUCUGCAAACCGUGAGCGACGGGCUGUGCAUCGACACCAACCUCGUCUUCAGCACGGGCUUCUCCUACGGCGGCGGCAUGAGUUUCAGCCUGGCGUGCUCGCGGGCGAACAAAGUCCGUGCCGUCGCUGUCAUCUCUGGCGCGCAGCUUUCUGGCUGCGCGGGCGGGAAUGAUCCGGUGGCGUACUACGCGCAACACGGAACGUCCGACGGCGUGCUGAAUGUGGCGAUGGGAAGACAGUUGAGAGAUCGGUUCGUGAGGAACAAUGGGUGUCAGCCGGCAAACGGGGAAGUGCAGCCUGGUAGUGGGGGACGGUCUACGAGGGUUGAGUAUCAGGGAUGUCAACAGGGUAAGGACGUGGUGUGGGUGGUGCAUGGCGGAGAUCAUAAUCCGAGUCAGAGGGAUCCGGGACAGAACGACCCGUUUGCGCCGAGGAACACUUGGGAGUUCUUUAGCAGGUUCAACUAG